Messenger RNA from Ostreobium quekettii, 1572 nucleotides. The record is from the annotation of a GenBank genome assembly. NCBI's taxonomy places the organism in Eukaryota, Viridiplantae, Chlorophyta, Ulvophyceae, Bryopsidales, Ostreobiaceae.
AUGCGCAAUUUAUUCAGAUCCAAAACGCGGGCUUGCACCAGCAGUUCACGAUUGGACAUGGCGCAGACAUGCAACAGAAGGCCGCGAGAUCCGCAGAGUCCUUGGCAACGCACAUUCGCUAUUGCUAUAGUACUUUGGAAGCAUCCACCCGCAUCCUUUUCCGAAAAAAUGAAGAUACGAAUGCAAUCCAUCCGCCUUUGCUCUUGGCAAAAUCGGCAUAUAUUCUGCCGGGUGGGUUCUAAUGGGUGCGCUGCCCAGUUGCUAGGGACCGAGCACUUUGUGGGACAGGCGGGCGCCGCUGCACUGGGUGGCAUGGCGGUGGGGCUGUAUGAGUGGACGGCCGCAUACCUCGUGGUGUCGUUGGGUUUUUUCUUCGCACCCAUCUACUUGCAAUGCCAGUUGACGACCAUCCCGGAGUUUCUGGAGGCCCGAUACAACAGGUGGUGCAGGGGCCUCUUUGUGCUCAUUAGCCUCAUUGCUUACAUUCUGGCGAAGAUUGGGAUAUGCCUCUUCGCUGGCGCCGUCGUUUUCGAGGUUGUGGCUGGAAUCGGGAUGUGGUCGUCAGCUCCCAUCAUUAUAAUAGGCACUGCCCUAUACACAAUGGCGGGAGGUCUGACGGCCGUCAUGUGGACCGACGUGGUGCAAUGGGCGAUCUUCGUUGGAGGAGGUCUGAUGGGAACCGUGUUGUCUCUCGAUCUCGUGGGAGGCAUGUCCGGCCUAUUCCAGAAGUUGGAGAGUUUCGGACUGGACAGUUUUCCGCAUGUUCUGCGUCCUCCAGCCGGGAAAGAAUAUCCAUGGCCAGGAAUGCUGUUUGGCAUCCCCACCGUGGCCCUGUGGUACUGGUGCGUGGACCAAGAGAUGGCCCAGAGGGUGCUGAGCGCCAGGAACCUGUCGCACGCGCGCCUGGGAACAUCCAUUGCGGGUCUCAUGAAGGUGCUGCCGCCCUUCAUCACCGUCGUGCCGGGCAUGGUGGCGCGCGUCCUCUUCGAGACCUGCCGCGCCUCGCCGGCGGGAGGGCGGGAAUUUGCUCGCUGGUGCGACGCGAAUCUGGACGAGGCGGCUGGAGCCAACAGGGCGUACCCACUGCUGGUGAUGCUUCAGUUCCCCGAAGGCGUGCGGGGUGUCAUGGUGGCCUCUUUCCUGGCGGCCAUGAUGUCGUCCCUGGCGGCAGUGUUCAACUCGGCAGCCACGGUGUUCACGUACGACGUGUACCUUAGAUUUUUCCGCGAGGAAGGGUUUGCAUCCCCGAGGCACCUGGUCUUCGUCGGGCGACUGGCCACCGCCGGGCUCACCCUCCUGUCCCUGCUGUGGCUGCCCGUCAUCCAGUCCAACAGCCGCGGCGUGUACAUAGUGGCGCAGACGGCGAUGUGCCACCUGGCACCACCCGUCUCCGCGAUCUUCGUCCUGGCGGUCGCCUGGAGGAGGGCCAACGGUCAGGGGGCGCUCGCGGGGCUCCUGGUGGGCUGCCCCGUCGGCGUCGCCCAGCUUGUGGCCGCGCUCAUGUACCAAGACACGUGCGCCGCCAUGUCGAGCCGGGACCUUGCUCAGGAUGCGCCGGUGAUUGAAUGGUGA